Dermochelys coriacea (leatherback sea turtle) is the source of this 1373-nucleotide messenger RNA. Its product is annotated as zinc finger protein 558-like. The transcript has 4 exons. Gene Ontology annotation, biological process: regulation of DNA-templated transcription. Bases 161 to 547 code for a protein of 128 amino acids. The record is from RefSeq and is a predicted model, not a curated record. NCBI's taxonomy places the organism in Eukaryota, Metazoa, Chordata, Testudines, Dermochelyidae.
GGGGGUGUCGCUGCGCAUGCUCUCUUCGAGCCCCGCCUGACCUUCCUUCCGCUGCUGCUCGCGGGGGUUUGCGGUGGGGGCGCCCGUCGUUAACCCCUCCGUGCCCGGCUGGGGGGCGGGGGGUUUCUCCAGUCGGGACCAGCCCGCUGGCUGCAGAAUAAUGUCCAUGUUUUGCUCCAGCUCUUCCCAUCCUCCCAUGGCACAGGGUAGAGAAAUGGCUGCAGAGGAGCCAGUUCAGGGGCUGGCAGCAUUUGAGGAGGUGGCUGUGUAUUUCACCAGGGAAGAGUGGAUUCUGCUGGACCCCACUCGGAGAGCUCUCUACAGAGACGUCAUGCAGGAGAACUGUGAGAAUGUGACCUCACUGGCAUCACCUCAAUAUGCCAGUGACCCACACACAGCCAGAGACCCUCCCCUCCUGCAGAACACUUUGGGAACAAAGCGCAGGAGCAGUAUCGCACAGUGUCAAAUAGCUCCUGUUUGCACAAGUGGAACUGGGAGUUGGGUCCAGCAUGAUGAACAGAAGCUUCCUACCCCUGGCCUUUUCUGAAACACUGAGCCUGCUCCACCCAGACCAGAAUGUGCUUGGGGGUGUAACAAGCAGGCUACUGGAGACAGAGCUGCUGCUCAGGGGUUACUUAUCACACAGACACUGAGUGUGUCCUUGAAUGCUGGCUGGGAGUAUCCAGACAAGGGAGCUCCAGCAGCAGACUAUUGAAACUCACCCAGGAUUACAGAGGACCCAACUCCUCACUGGUCUGGAUGGCACCACAGCGUGUCAAAAUGGCCUAGGUUGGUAGUGAAACUUCUUGAGAGAUUGAAAGUCUUGCUCCCCCUUCACCACGUGUAAAAGCCACAAUCUCUCUUCUCUGCAGGCUCCUUCGAUCCUCUUAUUGCCAAAGUCACAUGACACCGAUUCUUAUUUUUCACAUUCUGCUUUUCCAGACUAAUUAGAAUCUGUUGCUUCUGAAUUAUAGCUUAUAUCUUCCUUGUGUUCUGCACACCCAGGGAUUUUCCUACUCCCUCGCAUUACACUGGGCUCACUAGAUUCCCUAGUACAUAAAUCCAGCCACAGUGGGUCAGAUCAAAGUUCCAUCUAGCCCAGUAUCCUGUCUUCUGACAGUGACCAAUACCAGGUGCCCCAGAGAUAAUGAACAGAACAGGAAAUCAGCAAGUGAUCCAACUCCUGACGUCCAUUCCCAGGCUCUGGCAAUCAGGGACUAGGGACAUCAUCCAUGCACAUUCUGGCUAAUGGCCAUUCAUGGACCUAUCCUUCAUGAAUUUACCUUGUUCUUUUUUUGAACUCCGUUCUAGUCUUGGCCUUCACAGCAUCCUCUGGCAAAGAGUUCCACAGGUUGACUGUGCGUUGUGUGAAG